CGGGCCGCCCGGGUCUCCGGCGAUCGCGCGGAUGGCGGCGCUGGCGGCGCUGGCCAAGAAGGUGUGGAGCGCGCGGCGCCUGCUGGUGCUGCUGCUGGUGCCACUGGCUCUGCUGCCCGUGCUUUUCGCCCUGCCGCCCAAGGAGGGCCGCUGCCUGUAUGUCAUCUUGCUCAUGGCGGUGUACUGGUGCACAGAGGCCCUGCCGCUGUCGGUGACGGCUCUUCUGCCCAUCGUCCUCUUCCCCUUCCUGGGCAUUCUACCCUCCAGCAAGGUCUGCCCCCAGUACUUCCUCGACACCAACUUCCUCUUCCUCAGUGGGCUGAUCAUGGCCAGUGCCAUCGAGGAAUGGAACCUGCACCGGAGAAUCGCCCUCAAGGUCCUCAUGCUGAUUGGGGUCCAGCCUGCCAGGCUCAUCCUGGGGAUGAUGGUGACCACUUCAUUCCUGUCUAUGUGGCUGAGCAACACAGCCUCCACUGCCAUGAUGCUGCCCAUCGCCAGCGCCAUCCUCAAGAGCCUCUUUGGCCAGCGUGACGCUCGGAAGGAUCUUCACCGGGAAGGCAGUGAGAGCACAGCUGCUGUGCGGGGAAAUGGACUUCGAACAGUGCCCACGGAGAUGCAGUUUCUCGCCAGUUCGGAAGGAGGCCACCCUGAGGAUGCAGAGGCCCCGCUGGAGCUGCCCAGUGACUCCAAGGAGGAGGAAUACCGCAGAAACAUCUGGAAGGGCUUCCUCAUCUCCAUCCCCUACUCGGCCAGUAUCGGGGGCACUGCCACCCUCACAGGAACGGCCCCCAACCUCAUCCUGCUCGGUCAGCUCAAGAGUUUCUUUCCACAGUGCGAUGUGGUGAAUUUCGGCUCCUGGUUCAUCUUCGCCUUCCCUCUCAUGCUGCUGUUCCUCCUGGUCGGUUGGCUAUGGAUCUCCUUUCUCUAUGGCGGGAUGAGCUGGAGGGGCUGGAGGAAGAAGAAAUCUAAGAUAAGAGCUGACGCAGAGGAUAAGGCUAAAGCAGUGAUUCGGGAAGAGUUCCAGAACCUGGGGCCCAUCAAGUUUGCUGAACAGGCCGUCUUCAUCUUGUUCUGCACGUUUGCCAUUCUCCUCUUCUCCCGGGACCCGAAGUUCAUCCCUGGCUGGGCCAGUCUCUUCACCCCUGGGUUUGUUUCUGAUGCCGUCACCGGCGUGGCCAUUGUCAUCAUCCUGUUCUUCUUUCCAUCCCAAAAGCCCUCACUCAAGUGGUGGUUUGACUUCAAAGCUCCCAACUCAGAGACUGAGCCCCUGCUGAGCUGGAAAAAAGCCCAGGAGACUGUGCCCUGGAAUAUCAUCCUUCUCCUGGGAGGCGGCUUCGCCAUGGCCAAAGGCUGCGAGGAGUCAGGGCUGUCAGCGUGGAUUGGCGGGCAGCUGCACCCGCUGGAGCACGUGCCCCCGGUGCUGGCCGUGCUCCUCAUCACCGUGGUCAUCGCCUUCUUCACAGAGUUCGCCAGCAACACAGCCACCAUCAUCAUCUUCCUGCCCGUCCUGGCAGAGCUGGCCAUUCGACUGCAUGUGCACCCCCUGUACCUGAUGAUUCCAGGCACGGUUGGCUGCUCCUAUGCCUUCAUGCUACCAGUCUCGACACCCCCUAACUCUAUUGCCUUCUCCACUGGACACUUGCUGGUCAAAGACAUGGUGCGGACUGGCCUCCUGAUGAACCUGAUGGGCGUCCUGCUGCUCAGCCUGGCCAUGAACACCUGGGCACAGACCGUCUUCCAGCUGGGCACCUUCCCAGACUGGGCCAACACCCACUCUGCCAACGCCACCGCACUGCCACCCACCUUGACCAACAGCACAGUUCAAACCCUCUGAGCCCUGCUGGGGACUUUGAUUUGGGCUGGGCCUUCCUUCCCCGAAGGGCUGUUGCUGUCACUUGCUGCUAGGACCCUGCAAGCUGAUCAAGCAAUUCUUUUCUGUAAUCUGAUAGCAGGCAGCAAGCAAGGAUGGCCUCCAGUGGUCCACUUGGGCCACAGGCUCACUGUCUGUGGUACUUUCUCUUUCUUUCUCAUGCAUUUCAAAGCCAGCUAUCUGCUGCCUGUGGAACAGGCUUUUUUUUUUUUUUUUUCCACUGAGCUAGUCUGUGGUCAGGGUGCAGAAAAGUCCAUUUCAGCCACAAGGAACAAAGCUGAAAGGGCAUUUGUUUUGCACACCUAGGGUAGGGGGCUAUCCAUGCUCUGGCUGCCACUUUAGGUCUCUGGAAAUAUUGCCACUCCACUGGGAAGGGCCUUUCUGGGUUCUGCCCUUUCUGCUUAGCCAUCUCCCUUGUAGCCACCCGGCAGCCAGAAGCUGGCUUCCAUUCCCUGAGGCAGGUGGAGAACAUGGUUACUCCAGGAGUCUCUGCUGCUUCCAAAGCUUUCCACAGAGCACACCACGGGGGUCUGAGAAACCCCUGCUCACUCGUCUACCCAAGAUGCUUGGGGUUCUCUUUUUCUCACCGGAUUCUCUCGGGCCCUAACUCUAGGCUAGUCCUGAUGGGCCCCCAUCAUCCUUCUAGCCCUUGGGAGGGGCUCCAUGGCUGCAGCCCCCUAGCUCUUUCUUACCCCCACAGCUGGGUUUGGUCUCCCUACUCCCAACCCGAGUGGUCAAUAUUUGCAGUCUCUGGGGGUGAGAGAAAAAAAGUUGGUGGAGACCUAGGAGAAAACCAGGGUGAAGUGUCUCAGGCGGGAAGUAUGCUGUGAUGCAUUGUGCAGAUGGAGACCCCGGGACAGUCUUCCAACAGAGGCUGGAGCUGGGAAGCGGACAGUUGCUGUCCUUCUUCCCAGCACAAGCCUCUGGCACCCUGUGAGUGGCACAGUGUGGGACAGCGGCAUCUUGGAACUCUGCUGACACCGGGCAUGGAGCCUUCACUUCCUCCCGAGGACGGACAGCCCAGGGACGGACGCUUUCUGACACAGCAGAAGUGACUCAGUGUUUUCCCAGAGCUGGGGUGGAGGGGGCCCUGAGCAGGAGGUGGCACUCGAAGACUGAAUCAGCUUCAGAACCCUCCUGGGGCUGGAUGGCGGUGUCCCUCAGGGGACAGGGACAGGCCGCACACAGAGAAGCCCACGGCCUUGUGACCACAGGUCUCAUGAUUUCUGAUACUGCUGAUCAAAAAUGCUCUCAAAUAAAGAAUGUUGGUUAAUACUGGA
Messenger RNA from Psammomys obesus (fat sand rat), 3150 nucleotides. It is a transcript of the gene Slc13a3, whose product is annotated as solute carrier family 13 member 3. NCBI's taxonomy places the organism in Eukaryota, Metazoa, Chordata, Mammalia, Rodentia, Muridae. Bases 32 to 1834 code for a protein of 600 amino acids. Gene Ontology annotation, biological process: monoatomic anion transmembrane transport; citrate transport. The record is from RefSeq and is a predicted model, not a curated record. The transcript has 13 exons. Gene Ontology annotation, molecular function: succinate transmembrane transporter activity; citrate transmembrane transporter activity; sodium:dicarboxylate symporter activity. Gene Ontology annotation, cellular component: membrane.